AUGUCAUUAUCUGAAUUUUUCCAAAGACAGGCAGCAGCAUCAUCUUUAGCUUUAUUUGAUGAGAAAUGUAUUGAUGAUAAUAAUAAUAAUGUUUUUUUUCCAGAAUUCACUCUUAAAAGUGACACUACUAUGCAGGAAGAUGAAGAUUUUGAGCAUUUUCUUCAUCUUCUUGUUCAAAGCUAUAGUGGAACAACAGAGAAAAUCAAUAAUGCUAAUGUCGAAUUAGAUGAUUUAUAUAGCGAAAACACUUCAUAUUGUUUAUUUCUUGCAUCAAGAGCGAUUCUUCAGAAUGGAAACAAUGAAAACAUAUCAGUCGUAUCAUUAUCAUUCAUAAAAUCAGCAACAUCACCUCGACGUCGUUUUGGAAUACUAAAUAUCAAAAGUAUUUGGGAAUCCGAAGAUUUUACACCAAUUAGAGAAUCUAUCAAGCAAGCAAUCAUCUUAUCUAUAAACAGUUCUAGCAUUCUCGUUCGAAAUAUGGGCUCAGUUGUUCUAGCUCAAGUUUUACGAAUCGAAGGUGAUAAAUGGUAUGAUAUUUUCAAUACAAUACUUAAUGUCGCUACAGAUGAACGUGGCGAAACGGGUAGAUUGUGUGUAAUUACAAUUCUCCAAGAAAUUUUAAACUUAGAUUUGAAAAUAAAUUUUACUCAAUUUCAGCAAUUUUUCAGCCUCGUUUCAUAUUCUCUACAUGAAGACAGUGAAGCCGCAAUCCCUGGCAUGAAAGUAUUAUGCUCCCUUAUCAAACAAUUUCCAAAUUAUUUUAUAAUCGCGGAACCAGACACUUUAGAGGUUUCUAACAUGGAGAAACUCGAUGAAGUGUUCUUAAUCAUCGCUCAUUUCAUCGAAUCACCCGAAUCAGACAUAGUUUUACACGCAUCUUUGAUUAUGACCGAAAUCAUGAAAACAUGUUAUCCAUUUCACCAGUUUUUCAUGCAGGACAAGAUACUCGAGCUCAUCAAUACACUUCUAUCGAAAGAAGACCCUUCAAUGGCUGUUUAUGGCGCAUAUUCCCUGAUGUUGUUCAAACUCGAAGCUCCGACCAAAAUAGUACAGCAAACGUUGUCCAAUUACGUACAGUUCGUCCCUGUGCUUCUAUAUUCCCUUAAAAGAGAACCCGAAGAACCAGAAAAUUUAUCAAAAAAAGAUCGAAUACAUGCGGUCAUAACAAUCGCAUUACAAGCAUUUUGGGAGGCUGACAGUAGCGAAAUGCUGCCUUACAUCGUAGAAUUCUUCCACGAAAACGUAAAUGAUUCGUCAAAUUUGACAGAAAAAUACGCUGGGUAUUUAUCGGUAGUCGCAACAUGUUCGUCAAGAGACCCAUCCCCUCUUGAGAAUUCCGAGAGCUAUCAGUCGUUUAUUCUUGAAGUUAUUGAAAGUAUAAAUAUUGUCGGCCACGAAGGGGAGUUGUUGCUUGUAUAUACGAUGCUUGGCUUGAUACCUUUAGUGAUACCGAAAAUAACGACUCAGAUCGCUCAGGAUGGCAUUUUUUUCAUGAUUUACAAUUUGUGUAUUAAUGCGCUUCAAUUGCGUGAUUCUAGGAUCUCGAUUAAGGUAUUUGAUAUAUUGUCGACUGUUAUUCAGUACGUUCCGCAGAGUUAUAUCCUUCAAUGGUGGAAUAAUUUUUAUGACAUCAUUUUACCGGCCAUGGAUCAACAAUUUGGGUAUGAUUCGACAACUAUGCCGUUUGUAGCUAUGGAAUAUUUAGUUGAUGCAAGUUCUGAAGCACAAAACGAAAAAUUAGCAGAAUUAGCAGCUCAUUCCUUCGAAGUCAUAUCAGAAUUCAUGCAGAAUACGGUAGACAGACCUGAUGGCAUGCAAAAUAAAGCAAUUGGCUACUUAAGAGUUCUCAAAAAAAUCGUUGAUCAAUGUCCAAUAGAAAAUUUGAUAGAAAAUGUAAAGUCUAUCGUCCUCAUGUUAUUGAAAGCGAGUCGAAAUAAUGAUUUGCAAAGUGAUGCAUUUCCUGCAUUAGAAAGCUGUCUAAAGAAGAUAGAUACUAAUAUUAUGAUGGAAUUCAUGGAUCCUAUAAUUGUUUUGUUGAAAGAAUUCCUCAGAUCAAUGAAUCCGACUGAAAUUAAGUUGGCAGCCCACAUGUAUGGUGUCUUCUUCGAAUGUUUUAAGACCGAUGCCCUUGAUUACCUCGGUGAAGAUUUUAAUAUGAUGUUACAGCAGGUAGAGAACUUCGGAGAGGAUCCUUUCGAACUCGCUCCAGCAUUUUUGCGUACGAUAGGCACGGUUUUGUCCUCAUUACAGAGAACAACUCCGAUCGAAAUUAUUGAAAACUUUUUCCACGUGAUGGAAGAGCUGUUUUCAAUCUAUGUCAACAAGAAUUCGAAGGUAGAAGUUGAAUACGCAUGUAAUCUAUACAAUGGACUCGUUGCAGGCAUAAAAGGAGUUGCACAAGCAGUAUCUGACGAUAUAAUCCAAGAUUUAGGCUUCAGGAAGAGUCUGAAGACACUCAUUGAUAAGAUAAUCAAUGCAAUCAUCAAUUUCAGGGAUAAAAACGUCAGCGAAGAAUUAAUUUUACAAUUUGUUGCUGAAAAUGAUGGAUUGAUAUAUAUCUUGCUUUCAGACAGAUUAAAGAGUAAGAUGACAACAUUUCUUCAUUCGUGCGGACUUAAAUUUAUUGAAUAUGCUGAUGAAAAGUUUGAUGACUUCAAUCACCCUGAAAUGAAAGAACAGAUAAGAAAGGCAAGGACUCUUAUAAAUUCACAUUAA
Messenger RNA from Trichomonas vaginalis G3, 2715 nucleotides. RefSeq names its product importin beta family. The transcript has a single exon. NCBI's taxonomy places the organism in Eukaryota, Parabasalia, Trichomonadida, Trichomonadidae. The record is from RefSeq and is a predicted model, not a curated record. The coding region runs from base 1 to 2715 and encodes 904 amino acids.